Molecule: messenger RNA, 918 nt
Organism: Dermacentor andersoni
Lineage: Eukaryota; Metazoa; Arthropoda; Arachnida; Ixodida; Ixodidae
Biological process (GO): membrane protein ectodomain proteolysis
Molecular function (GO): metalloendopeptidase activity
Source: RefSeq, a predicted model, not a curated record
ACUAAUUUUUCCUGCUCUUACAAAGCAUAAAUUUCACAAAUAAUUUUCGCAGGCAUCUAGUGAUGUGUAAUUUAAUAAAAUAUGCAUGUGUUGCAGAAGGAAACGCUAAAAUAGUCAAUAAAUCUACUGAAUACGAGUAAUGUUCAUACUAUAGAUGUGAUGAAACCUCUUAGACAUCAAUUUUUGCCUCAUUUAUUGGAUAUUUGAGAUUUCAGGCGAGACAUGGAACGCAAGAGACCCGAUGGCUCGACGAUUGUGUCGUAUGGUCUUGCGUAUACAAGAGGAGCUUGCAGUGGACAUGGUGUCAUCGUCGCCAUAGACCUAGGGACGAAAUACACGGGGGCAUUGAGCAUUGCUCACGAAGUAGGCCAUUUCUUAGGUUCUCCUCAUGACGGUGCAGAAACGACAACGGAGUGUCCAGCUGAUGGCGGUACCAUAAUGAACAAACGAGCCACUGACGUAAAACGACCACGGUAUUCAGAUUGCAGCAAACAAGCCAUCAAAGCCUACCUUACGAACCAUGCUACGUGCUUGUUUGAACAAAGUGAUCUCACGGAAAAUGAGACAGUCACAGAGGUUGUGACCACUACAGAGGUUCCAGCCACUGCAGGCGAUACAUGGCAGGAAAGAAGAAAUAGGAGAAAGUGCCAAGUGUUUCUAUCAAACGAUCAAUACCUUUUGAAAGCUGAGCAAAUGGUCCAUGAAAACCCUACCUGUAAAAUCCUCUGCACUGUUGGCUCAGAGACGUCAGAUGAACUGACCGUUUACGCCGUGGUCGCGCCAGAUAGGACACCGUGCGACAAGCCUGAAACUUCCAAGAUCUGCAAAAGAGGGUUAUGCAUAUAAAAAAUAAAUCCUGUAUUAAAAACAGAUUCUCUGUAGCACACCUGGUAAUAAUUAAACGUCGUAUAAAACAUG